Notothenia coriiceps (black rockcod) is the source of this 1676-nucleotide messenger RNA. Its product is annotated as cilia- and flagella-associated protein 221-like. NCBI's taxonomy places the organism in Eukaryota, Metazoa, Chordata, Actinopteri, Perciformes, Nototheniidae. Gene Ontology annotation, biological process: cilium movement; motile cilium assembly. The transcript has 13 exons. Gene Ontology annotation, cellular component: 9+2 motile cilium. The coding region runs from base 37 to 1311 and encodes 424 amino acids. The record is from RefSeq and is a predicted model, not a curated record.
GUUCUGUAGCAGAUUGCUUGCCAAUUCCUUUCCAGCAUGAUAACUGAUUUGUUGCAGGUGAAAAGGGGAGAUGAGAGACAGGAGGAAGGCUUCGCUGCUGGACCACCUGAACUCUCCUGCAGACGACUGCUCUGUGCAGCAGGACAGGCCAGCGAGGGAGCCCCGUCCUUCCAGUUCUUCUGCAGCUUUCAGUGGGAUCUGAGGAGACGAGCCCUCAGUCUUUUCCAGCAGGCGGCCCGCAAGACGGUGAUUCGGUGCCGCAUGGACCGGAGACUGGCCUGUUUGAAGAAACUCUGCAGAACGAUGAAGAACUCGCCCUUGGCAAAGAAAGUCGAGGAGGACAGGACGUUUGAUCUGGAGAUCUCACCCGACAGGAUCUUUCCCUUUUCUUUCCCCGUUUUCUCUGCAUUGGCUCCCAGUAAUCGGGUCGAAGUGCCCGUGGAUCCCAUCGAUGUGACUGUGACGACACAUGUUCCUUUCUUCAAGCUUCAGGUUCCACAGCACUAUAAGCUCAUGGGCUACAGACCCGUGUCAGUCUGGGAGGCGUUUAACUCGUACAUCCCAACCUCUCUGUCCAGACCACUUCGCACUGCGAAUGAGCCGGUGCCCAAUGAGGCUGUGGAGGCAUGGGGGGAUCAGCAGAAGGAUGAGGCAGAGGAGGCUGUCUGUCUCUCCUUCAGCGCCCCUGAAGCUCUGCUCACACCUUUUCCAGCAAACCCACUCAGAAUCUUUAACCCAGCUCCAGGCCUGCAGGCGUACAAACCCACCCCCAAAUACCUGGAGACUGACCUGGAGUUCCACCUCUGCCCUCUGCGCAGGUAUCCCAUCCCUGAGAGCAGCAGGUGUGGCAGAGGGACGCAAACCCCAAACACUCAGAAGAAGCAUCUGGACCGCAAGGAAGGGCUCGCUGGCUUCAUGACAUGGAAGGAUUUAGAUUCGAUCACCUCCAAGUUUCUGUCCAGCCAUCCGUCUCCCAGCAGUGACUUCGCCCAUCGCAGGUCUGUGGACUGCAGCACAGAUACACUUCCCCUCAAAACACCUCCUCUCCGCGGCCCUCCUGAUGAUCUGCCUCCACUAAUGGACCCGCCGUGUGAAGGCGUCCAGCUAACAACGGAGAUAAUCAGAGCGCAGUUCUUGUCGGAGCAAGCUCUGGUCUCCAAUAGCAACCUCAGUAAAGGCACAGCAGCCAGGCACCAGAGGGAGAUUCAGACGGAGGCGACCCACAGCUCUCAGUUCAACCAGAUGGGAGGAAGAGUGAUGAGCCGGCUGAAGCAACUUGAAGUCACUGAUGCAGCUUCAGGGGAGCACUGAGAAUAGGCUCACCUCCAAAUGCACAUAGUCAAAUAAACAAAUAAACACUAUCACAUGUAUUGUAUAACUGUAGGAGACUGUACACUGUUUCCCCUGCCACUGCUGUUAAAUAAAACCUGGUUACUCUCACCCACGCUUAAACCUCUCUCCCACCUACUCAAAAUGUCCAGUAAGCUCUCCUCCUGUGCUUUUACAAAAGCCUGGGAAUUCGUUAUCCCUACACCCACACACCUCCAUAAUAAGCACAGCUACAGUAUAUCUAACAAGCUGCAUCACAUCACUGCAUUCAGUUAAAAAAGUACAUUUCUUCGCUGUAGUUCAUGGAGUACUGUAUGUCCAAUGCUUAUUAAUGAUAAAUUAUCAUA